Molecule: messenger RNA, 6068 nt
Organism: Corythoichthys intestinalis (scribbled pipefish)
Lineage: Eukaryota; Metazoa; Chordata; Actinopteri; Syngnathiformes; Syngnathidae
Product: zinc finger protein 106-like
Exons: 21
Coding region: 149-3790 (1213 amino acids)
Biological process (GO): insulin receptor signaling pathway
Cellular component (GO): cytosol; membrane
Molecular function (GO): RNA binding; SH3 domain binding
Source: RefSeq, a predicted model, not a curated record
CGGUUUUUUUGUUUGGGUGGCGGAUGUUUGACGUCAACAAAUAUGGCGACGCGAAGCUUCUCUUGGAGGCUACCCGUUCACGACCAUGUGAAAAUAUAAAAGCGUUUAUCCUCCGUCGACAGCGUUUAUAUUUGAUAAAGGAACCGACAUGUCAAACUAUGGAUCUCAACAUUCCAUGGGCAACCCAAGCCAGUCAAAGAAAAAGAAGAAGAAAAGCAAUUACUGCAUUUUGUGCAGAGAGACUGUCCUGCCAAAAGAAAGACACCAGCACUUGCAUAGCAUGGCACACCACAGAGAACUUGAAUCAUUGAUGGGCAAUGUUCCUUGCCAUGAUUGCCAGGCAUGUCAGGUGUCCUCCUUGAGUCUUAUUCAGUACGCUCAGCACAUUGCAAAUAUUCAACAUCAAGCAAAUUUAAGGAGGCUAAUAUUUAGCAAUGUGAAACCCAUUACAAUUUACAAAACUCUUGACCCGGAAACGAUCAAGGCUCUCCUCAGCAGAAACAAAACGCUGAAGAAACAGAGGAAAAAAAUGUUAAAAAAGCAAAACAAAAAGAAAAACCAACAACCGAAUACAUCCAAACAGGUAAUGGCACCUCAGCAGGAAGGCAGUCACACUACUGUUUUCAUAGAAAAGGAUAACCAGCCUGCUUAUCAGAAAGUUGCUGCCAAAAGCAACGGCUCCCAACACGACAACCAAACUUGUGGUGAAUCGCAACUGUUCUCGUGGCCUGGGAAUGACCCUUUUGGCAAUUACCAAACGAUGUCGCAGUCCGACAGUGCAGUCGACUUCGCCAGUGAUCACGUUCCUAGUAACCACGGCCUCAUCUUCCACCAGGAUGAGUGUGUUAAAUCAUCUGUACCGGAGCAAAAUCAAACUGCUUCUAACUCGCAGCCUAAACCUGUCCCCAACCCUAACAUGGAUGUCAGCACUAUGCUUAGGGACAUUAGACAAGCGCUGGGUGUGCGGGAGCCGUGUAGGGCGGAUCGAGAAGCCCGAAAGCAAAAUGCUCAGGUGGGAGCACGGCCAUCUGAACGUUGCUCUUCACAGGACAAAGCCACCCCACAGAAGAGCAUGACACUUGAACCAAACCCCUCUGCACCUUCAACCAGCAGGGCAUCAAGCGUGCCGAUCAGUUCCAAAGCGAAGGUUCGGAUAGCUCACAAAGCAGCAGCGGCUCAAAGAUUAGGACAGCAGAGUCAAAACAAAAUGGCCCCGAAGGUUGGCGCUCUCUCAUUCCCAAAUUUUAACCAGAAGUGGAAGACCAUGUACGAUAAGCUGAAGAAGAGCAAGCAGAAGCAGAAGAAGAAAGAAUCAACAUCCAGGUUUGGAAUUGAGCUGGUGAAACCCCUGCACAAACAAAAUCCAUUCGAAAUGGGUGUCGCCGAUGACCUGAUGCUUUCAGAAGGCUUCCAUUGGGAGUCACUUUCCGAUACUAGCAUGCCCAUUCCUCUUCUUCCUGCUCUUCCUACAUAUUCUCCGCCUACUGCACCUAUUCCUCCUAUUACUCAAGAUACAACUGUUCGUGCUGUAGUGACCCAGUCAAAAGAACACAUGCCACUGACACUGAACAAAAGCUGUGGUCCAACAAGGGCAGGAACUGUGAAUGUAGACCCAGAGGAGGGUAAUAGAGGCACCAACAAGAGGAAAUACCAACAGUUACAAGAGGAUGGCAGUCCUGUUAAUGAGGCUUUUGUGAAAAGGAACAAAACUAUGAUAAAUCGGGACCGUGGCCAAAUGGACAAGCUUUUAUCGGUGUCGCUCAGGGAAGAGGAGCUGUGUCAGUCAGUGCAAGAAGUGGACAAGUCUCUUGUCCUUGCCCGCAAAGCCUUGCAAGUGGCCUUCGCAGAAGUACAACGACUUACAUUGUUAAGGCAACAGUACACUGCAGAGGUGGACAGUCUGAGAGCGCACCGUAUUGAGAUACUACAGGGCAUGCAAGAAGUGUAUUCCGGAAGCUCAAAUGAGGUGCAGGCGGCCACAACGUCUUCAUCAGCAUCUACAGAUCGUAUUACUCGUAGUCCAUCCUCAAGAUCUUCCUCUAAAGUUAUCGUCUCGGCCCCUAACAUCUACCAUACCUCUGCCUCGGCGCCUUCCAUUAGUCAACCUCAGACGGCCUCCAUUGCUUCAACUAUUAUAGCAAAUAAGCAAGAAGCAGUGAUUCUAUCCACCUCAAAACAACCAAGUUCACAAGCCCAAAUGGUCUCGUCGCCUCUCCCCUCACGACCCACUGUCGCUUCUCCCACAGUAGCUACAAACGAACAAACCAGAGCAGAUGUUUUAAAUCCAUCCUUACCUGCCAAUUCAACAAAAAUGGAACCUGAAAGCUUUUUAAAAGAAAACGUUAACAUAGUUGGUGCCGAUGAUGAAAGUACAGAUCACUCCACAGGGCUUCUAAAUGUCAAUCAUUCUGCUGCAAUAGUGUGUGACAACAAAGGCAAUGAGAGCGAUGACUUGGUGGAAGUGAUGGAGCCCAAAAUGGUGGUGAUUACCAUUGAUGAAUCUGAGAAUGAAGAAUCACCGAAAAAGUCCUCAAUUGUGGCAGGUCCACAACAGGUGCCUCUAGAAUCUAUUAGUAUGAAGUGCGUCCCUUCAAGCACGCAACCUACUCUGCAGAUGAAAACUGAAAGCCCCGUUUUGUCGGAAAGUGACCCCUCUCCUCUACAAGAAGUUGUAGAGGUGAUUUCGGGGGAAGACGAGCCGCCUGCCUUGGGAGCCUUCUCGAAUCACACAGGUGCUGUUCAUGAUCUGCAAAUCCAUGAAGGCUUCUUGUACACAUGCUCAGCGGACAAUACGGCGCGGGCCUACAGUCUGACGAGUAAGGAGUGCCAAGGAGUGUUUGAGGGCCACACUAACAAAAUUAAUUGUCUGCUGGUCUCCUGCCUCCCCAACAUGCCAGCCAGACUCUUCACUGGCUCUAGCGACCAGACUGUUCGCAUCUACAGCUUAAAGACAUGGAAGUGUCUGGAGACCAUCACACUGCCUGACCGAGUUCUGUGUUUGCACAUUGCCUGGAAUACUGUGUUUGUUGGCCUUGCCAGUGGAUCAGUGGCCACCUUUGAUUUAAAGACGUUGAAACCACUGGAUAUGUUCGAGUGCCACGGCCCACGAGGCAUAAGCUGUCUGGGCACGGCGCAGGAGGGUGCCCGUCGAGUCCUGCUGGUUGGCUCCUAUGACAGCACCAUCAGUGUACGAGACGCCAAGAGCUGUUUACUUCUACGUUCGCUUAAAGGGCAUACCAAGACUGUUCUCUGUAUGAAGGUGGUAAAGGACUUGGUGUUCAGUGGUUCCAGCGAUAACUCUGUUCACGCACACAACAUCCAUACAGGCGAGUUAAUACGGAUCUACAAGGGUCACUCUCAUGCUGUCACGUCAAUAGUCAUUUUGGGGAAAGUGAUGGUGACCGCCUGUCUGGACCAGCUUGUUCGAGUUUACGAGCUCGAGUCCCAUGACCGCUUGCAGGUGUAUGGUGGUCACAGUGAUAUGGUAAUGUGCAUGGCCGUCCACAAGAGCGUGAUCUACACAGGUUGUCAUGAUGGAAGCAUUCAAGGUGUAAAACUGAACCUGAUGAAGAACUAUCGCUGCUGGUGGCAGAAUUGCUGUCUGAUUUUCGGCAUGGCAGAGCACCUUGUCCAGCACCUCGUCGGUGACCACACCAGUCCCAAUCUGGAGACGGUCAAGUGUCGCUGGAGGGGAUGCAGCACGUUUUUCCCCACACAGCAGACAGUCAGACAGGAGCUUCCUAAGCAUAUGCAGAAUCACGUUGAUGUGGACAGUAAAGUGGAGUCUUGAGGCAAGCUGUGCUGAUGGUGCCCCCCUUUUUUUUCCUCACUCUGAAUAUUCGUGCCAUUCAAGUUCUCAAUGAACACACAUGUUGAAACAGUGGACACUUUUGUAGUAUGUAGGUUUGUUUAAUUUACCACUAUCAAAGGCAUUUCCCAAAGGACUUUUUUUUUUUAAUGUGUAUUAUGGAAUAACAGUUCAUUUCUUGAAAUAAAACAGGGCAAAUUAAAAUUGUUGUACUACAUCAUUGUACAGAUAAACUAAAAACUUCAGAUCAGAAACACUGUUUUUCAAGUUGGGAACUUCCCAGAACAUUUGAAAAUUGUAUUAAGUAAUUCUAGUCUAUGUAAAAAAUGUAAAUGUAAUAUGGCUACUAGAGUGUCUGGUAUUUGUUUUAAGUAUAUUCAAAUAUUGUAUUAGUUUGUUUUUAUGGCCAAAAAAAAAAAAAUCUAAAAUGCAUGCGUAACAGAUAUUAACCAGUUAAUGCCCAGUAAUGCUCAUAUGUGAGAUGCUGUGCUUCAAAUUCCCUUUGGAAAAUCUACCUAAAUGUUCAAUAUAUUUAUUUUGCGAGUAAAACAGGGCCUCUCCCAGGCUGUGCAUUAUUUUGUGAAGUAACCAAGUACUGUAAACAAUCCCAUUCACCAACAUAAAGGUUGUAUUCCUUCUUUCAAAUGUUAGUUUCCUUUAAUAACAGAACUUAACACUGAUAAUGUUACAUAAAUUACAAAAUCAUAGCGACCAAUUCCAUUUCUCCAUUAAGACUCAUGACUUUGAAAGAGGCUGGGUCAUUCACGGAGACGUUUAAGAAUACAUGGUAAGCUGAAGCCACUACAAAGUAAAAAGAAAAAUAUAAAUCAUACAGACAUAUAAUAGACCAUAUAUACUCUUAACAUGUGUCACAAAAAACAUGCCAUGAAUAAAUAUAGCUCACCUCAAGUACAUUAAGUUUGAUAAUUCCAUCUCCAUCCUUGUCAAAAGCAUUGAAAGCCCCUUCAGGAGUCAAAAAACACUUGUAAGACAUACACAUGUAAAAUUGAACAAGCUCAUGUAAUGUAUUAGAGAUGGACUGAUGUGGGUUUGUCAGGACUGAUUAUUAGUAGUUAGAGGGGCCGAUAACUGAUUUUUGGAGCAGAUAUUCAUUUGCAAUCAAAGUGUAACAAUUGGCAUGAAAAAUGGAAUUUUGCAAGCACUGAACGUCAUUGAAAUGCCUAAAGCAUGUUUAUUAAAUCACACAUGUAGAAAAUAAUAUAAUAAUAUAAUAAUACACAGAAACGUCUCUUAUAAAGUUAAAUAAAUGGUUAAAUAAAUAGCUCUCUGAAAAUCUUCCACAGAAAAUACAAUACAUCAAAAAUACAGGGAGUUCCCAGGCUCAGCAGCACCUUUUUUAGUGAAAUAAAAACUUAGAUAAUAGCUCCCUGAAUUUUUCCUUGAAUUCUCCGCCCUGAUGACCUCGUCUAAGUAUCCUUGAGCAAGGUACUAAACCCCACGUUGCUCCUGGUGCUGCGUCACCAAUAUUUAGAUGAGGAUUUAGUGUGAAGUACGGUGGCCGAGAGGUGUCAGGCGAAAUGCAAAGUCCAAACACUUUGCAAAUAAAAAAAAAAACACGAACCCCAAUUGCAAACGCUUUGCAAACGAAAAAAAGCACAAACGCAAACUGCCACAACACGAUCCCCAAUUCCUAAAGCGCGAUUGCAAAUUGGCAAAAGCACAAACCCCAAUUGCCACAACACGACAGCAAAAGGCAGCAGCACAAUAGCAAAAUCAUGCAGCACGACGGCAAAAAAAAAAAAAAAAAAAAGAAAAGGACGACACUUAGUAUAAUGCUAUAUGUGCUUUGUGACCAUCUCUACGGACUAGUGACGUGAUCUGUCGUUCACUUGAGUAAACGAAUCCAUUCCGGAUCGUUCAGUAAAAAGAUUCGUUCAAACGAAUCGCUCAACGAAUCGUUCGCCCCCCUCAUCUCCCUCCCCGCCCAAAUGAAUCGUUCGGUUAGUGAACGGGAAGUGACGUUGCCGAACGAAUCACCAAAGACCGCUUCGCAGUAUAACUGAACGGGAAGUGACAUUCUUGGUCCCUCCCUCUCUCUUGUACACAGGCUCCUCAUUGACCGCUCGUCGUAGUUUCAGUAAUGAGUGACAGGCAAUAUCAUUCUGCUUUCACAGACAGCCUCGUCUCCCUCCCGCUGCUGCAAAAGCGAGGGAGAACUUCCGCGUCGUCUGUCCUAGUUCUAUGGGCUCAAAGUCAUGGCUCGUGCUUGCAUUUCGAUUGAGGACACGGUUAAACAUUU